Molecule: messenger RNA, 1457 nt
Organism: Camponotus floridanus (Florida carpenter ant)
Lineage: Eukaryota; Metazoa; Arthropoda; Insecta; Hymenoptera; Formicidae
Exons: 4
Coding region: 237-1457 (406 amino acids)
Source: RefSeq, a predicted model, not a curated record
CUUUUUACCUCUCACUUACCGCAUGGUAGCACGCAAUGCUUGUAAGUAGGAAAGAAUGAUUUCAGUGCGAAUCGCUGCGUAUCUGAGCGGCGCACGAGUAGCAGCACUUUCUUCAAUCGCAUAUUGUUCUUCGAUGUCUCGAUGCGAAGAAGUACGAGCGAUUUUGUGUGCGUUACAUCAGCUGAUUCAUCUGCUGUCAUCAGAAAACAAAAUCAAUCUGAAUAUUCCACGAAGUGAUGCAGUUCAGAUCGUUUGGAACAAUUUGGUUAUUGCUCCUGUCGAUUGCUUUCGUGUAUGCUGAUAUUAGCAAUUGGAAUGCAUGUAGUGGGCGAUUGGAGCGUGCUUUGGAUGCACUUCAGAAGGAUUCUACAAGAAAAAAUAAAUUGGACGAAGAAAAAGCUGGAACAUUAUACCAGCGAGAACUACGUUCUGUUCCUCUGGAAAUGUCUGUUUCUCGUAUGACUAUAAAGCUCCUGGAAAACACAAAAAAGCCGGGAAGCCAUUGGGCGCGAGUUGAACAAUGCAUGUAUGACUCCGAUAGUAAUUCUCUGAAAACACGCGUUAUAUUUAAUGACCUAUCAGUAUCUGCGAUAGUAUCACUAAUGUCUCGAAAUUAUCAUGUCCCAAUUUCCGCCGAAUCCUGUAGAAUGACAUUGAGAUUAAGACGAGCAGGAAUAGACUUUCAUACGAGUCCAAUCGCUCGUGGACGUGGUCAGAUGCGUAUACGUACGGAAUCCAGUUUUUUGGAGCCUAGAUUCGCUUCGAUUUAUGCAUAUGGAUGUCAUCCUACGCGCCUCAACAAACAAAUUAAACGACAAGAUAAAUGGCCGCCAUAUUAUAAUCCAAGCAGUGAACAGGUAACACCUACACUAUCGCUCGUGAAUGAAAAGUACGAUGCAGCGGAACCGAGAAAAUUAGCGGAAAUCACUGAAGAAACAGACGUUGUUAUACCCAAUGAUAGUCGAUAUUCAUCUUACCCUCAUAUUCUUGAAACAAAUUUUGGCGUAUGGAAGAAGAAUUCGUGGAUAACUAAAUCACCACUUCGUCAAAGACGUUCGACAGUAGCUCGACAUCAAUUCGGACAUACCGCAGCAAUUAUUACACCACAAAAGUUCGCAGAAACCGUUAUGAAUGAACGCGAACAAACGGAGAAGUUUGUAAACUUUACGAAAAUUUUUAAUUUAACCGAUAACAUACAAAGCAAAAAUUCAACGCAAAAUAUAUCCCGAGAAGUAAGAGAAUUCGUGAUGGAUGACAAUUUCGAUAAUCUAUUUCCUAUUGACUCAGAAGAUUCGAACAGAAAUUGGCAGUCGAAGGAAUACAUUACAAGAGAAAUGGAAGAUGUAUUUUUGCAAGGUGCUAGUCAAGUAUUGACUAGAUAUAUCGAAAAUCAAUUACACCCAGCAAUUAAAGAGACAUUGAUGCUGUCUAUGGGUUAUACUAUCAGUUACGGAUAA